AAUUGGCCCUCUCUCUAAUAACAUCUGUGUCUUCUACCUCUGCAUCUCUCUCUCUCUCGUUUCUAUCUCUCUCUGUAUCACAUCACCGACGAUUACUCUCACCGAAUUCCGGUUAAACUCUCGCCGUCGAUACAUAUCCGACUAUCCGCGGCGCUUCCUACGGUCAAUUGAUCUGUUUGAUCAUGAAUCCAGAAUAUGACUACCUGUUUAAGCUUUUGCUAAUUGGAGAUUCAGGUGUGGGAAAGUCAUGUCUCCUCUUGAGGUUUGCUGAUGACUCAUAUCUGGAUAGUUACAUUAGCACCAUCGGCGUAGACUUUAAAAUUCGAACAGUGGAGCAGGAUAGCAAAACUAUCAAGCUUCAGAUUUGGGAUACUGCUGGACAAGAACGUUUUAGGACAAUUACUAGCAGCUACUAUCGUGGAGCACAUGGAAUCAUUGUAGUGUAUGAUGUGACAGAUCAAGAAAGCUUUAACAAUGUCAAGCAAUGGUUGAAUGAAAUUGAUCGUUAUGCCAGUGAGAGUGUAAACAAGCUUUUAGUGGGAAAUAAGUGCGAUCUUACAUCACAGAAGGUUGUCUCCACUGAAACAGCUCAGGCAUUUGCAGAUGAAAUUGGGAUUCCUUUCAUGGAAACUAGUGCCAAAAGUGCUACCAACGUUGAACAGGCUUUCAUGGCCAUGACUGCUGAUAUUAAAAGCAGGAUGGCUAGUCAACCAGCAAGCAGUGCUAAGCCUCCUACUGUACAGAUACGAGGACAACCUGUCAACCAAAAGGCCGGAUGUUGUUCAUCUUGAAUGAGAAAAUGGGCUGAGCCUAACUACCCCUCGUGUGGUUCUACUGGAUGUAAAAUUGGAUAUUGAAUCUUCAACUCCAAGAAGACUGGACAGCACCAUUUGCUUUCUUUAUAUAUUGCUUCACCUCUUUAUUUAGAACCUCAAUUCUUUAUAUGCACAUCUCAUCCUGCAAAGAUAAGUAGAACAAAUUAGAAUACUGUUUUUAUUGUGAUCCCUAUAUUUCCAUAUACCAGUUUCCAUUUCCAUUUA
Molecule: messenger RNA, 1040 nt
Organism: Daucus carota subsp. sativus
Lineage: Eukaryota; Viridiplantae; Streptophyta; Magnoliopsida; Apiales; Apiaceae
Product: ras-related protein RABD2c
Exons: 8
Coding region: 183-791 (202 amino acids)
Biological process (GO): vesicle-mediated transport
Cellular component (GO): Golgi apparatus
Molecular function (GO): GTPase activity; GTP binding
Source: RefSeq, a predicted model, not a curated record